Molecule: messenger RNA, 2288 nt
Organism: Solanum verrucosum
Lineage: Eukaryota; Viridiplantae; Streptophyta; Magnoliopsida; Solanales; Solanaceae
Product: exocyst complex component EXO70H1-like
Exons: 1
Coding region: 245-2119 (624 amino acids)
Biological process (GO): exocytosis
Cellular component (GO): exocyst
Molecular function (GO): phosphatidylinositol-4,5-bisphosphate binding
Source: RefSeq, a predicted model, not a curated record
AAUUCUUUCUUCUUCUUCGCCUAUUUCCAUGUCUCUUCCUUCUCAGUUCUCCUUAGGUCAAACUUUCUCAGCCUUACUUCUAUAAAUACCCCUAUUUUUCACUCAUAUCCCCAUCAAACUCAAUUUUCUUCAUUCAUCGAGUUUCUAACUCUCUUUCAACCUAAUAAACUAAAGUAAAAGAACUUCCUUUGUUUACUUGAAUCACUGCUUCUUGAGUUUUUUUUUCAGUUUUGCACGAAAAGAAAUGACUGGGUUUUUCUCUUUAUCAAAACAUUCAUCCCCUCCACAUGCUUCUUCACAAUCCACAACUCAUAAAUUCAGUGACACUUUAAUGGAGGAUACAUUAAAGAACGCUGAAGAAAUUAUUAAAAGAUGGGAUCUUGAUGAGUCCAGCUCAAAUCUCUUUCAAGAUAAUAGAACAGAGGCUAAGCAGUUUCUGGAUGCUGUAAUUGAUUUACAACAUGCUAUGCAGUUUGUUGUAAAGGAAAGUUCCACCUCCCAAUUGCUUGUUCGAGCUCAAAAUCUAAUGAAAAUCGCCAUGAAGAGACUUCAGAAGGAGUUCUACACCAUUUUGGCCGGAAAUCGAUACUUUCUCGACUCGGAAAGUGGGUCAAGAGAAUCCACCAGGUCCAGUGGUUCGGAUGAAGAUCAAGGUUCCGAAGAUGAUAAUGCUGAAAUUGAAGCUCGUUUUGCUGAGAUUUCAAUUGCUGAUGAAGGUGAAAAGGUUUCUGUAGCUGUGGAUCUGAAAGCUAUUGCUGAUUGUAUGAUUGAAGCAGGGUAUGGAAAAGAAUGCUCCAAGAUUUACGAACUUAAUCGAAAAUCUGUCAUCGAAGAGACAUUGUAUUACUUGGGGGUUGAAAAUAUUUGCCCUUCAACCGUUCAGAAAAUGGAAUGGAAAGAUUUGGAGAAGAAAAUCAAGAUCUGGUUGAAUGCUGUUAAAGUUGCUGUUAGUACUCUGUUUUACGGCGAGAGGAUUCUCUGUGACCAAGUUUUCUCCAUCUCCGAUAGCAUCAGAGAGUCUUGUUUCACAGGGAUUGCAAAAGACAGUGCUCUAACUCUGUUCACCUUCCCGGAGAUGGUGGCGAAAUACAAGAAGCUAUCUCUAGAGAAAAUGUUCCGUAUUCUCGACCUCUACGACUCUAUUUCUGAACUCUUGAGUGAAAUUGAAGUGAUUUUCGGCUUCGAUUCUACGGUUGCUGUUAAAUCUCAGGCGCUGACCUCCAUGGCCAAGCUACGAGAUGCUGCACGAGCCAUGCUGGCGGAGUUCGAAUCGGCGAUUAAGAAAGAUUCAUCUAAAGUAGUGGCUGGUGGCGGAAUCCACCCUCUAACACGCUACGUUAUGAACUACCUUAUUUUCCUCAGUGAUUACAGUGGACCCGUCUCCGAUAUUAUCGCCGAUUGGAAGGCAGUGGUAAAGUCACCGUUGCCGGAAUCUUACCUCUUGAGUCCAAUAGCCGACGACGGGGACUCACCGUCUUGUAUCGUUUCCGUACGACUCACAUGGCUUAUCCUCGUUCUCCUCUGCAAACUCGACGGCAAAGCAGGGUUCUACGGUGACGUUCCGUUAUCCUAUUUGUUCUUAGCAAACAACCUAAACUACGUCGUUUCGAAGGUCCGACAAUCCAGCCUGAAGCUCCUAUUAGGACCCGAUUGGCUUUCAAACCACGAAUCUAAGGUAGAACAAUACAUGGCGAAUUUCAAGAGAAUGGGUUGGAGAAGUGUCAUGACGUCACUGCCGGAGAAUUCAACGGCUGAGAUUUCUCCGGCGGAAGCGAAGGAAUGUUUCUGUAAAUUCGGUUUAAGUUUCGAAGAGACAUACUGGAAGCAAAGAUCAUGGGUUAUACCCGACCCGAAACUCCGUGAUGAAGUGAAAAUAUCAUUGGCGAAGAAGAUCCUUUCGGCUUAUCGGCCAUUUUACCACAAGUACGGUGAAAAGGUGGCGUGGAUGGAGAGUGGUGGCGGAGUGGAGUCAAUUCUCAGAUUUGCCCCUGACAAUGUGCAAAAUUACUUAUCCGAUUUAUUUCACGGUUCUUCAGAAAACUCCAGUACGACGUCGUCAUCGCAUGGGUCAUCUUCACGGUCGACCCCAACGUGGUCAUCGCCACCACAAGGCCGUUGACAAUAAUUAAUAGUACUUUCUCCGUUUCCGUUUACGUGGCAUCCUUUGGUUUUAGUGAAUACUAUAUAUAUUGAGGCGUUGAGUAUUCCUACACUAUAGAGUGAAUGCAGACAUGAAGUAUUCUUUCAUUUGUGUAAAAGAUACAAAAGUUGUACAUUGUUCAUUUUGC